Hevea brasiliensis (rubber tree) is the source of this 2136-nucleotide messenger RNA. RefSeq names its product transcription factor E2FA. Gene Ontology annotation, molecular function: DNA-binding transcription factor activity, RNA polymerase II-specific; protein dimerization activity; RNA polymerase II cis-regulatory region sequence-specific DNA binding. Lineage: Eukaryota; Viridiplantae; Streptophyta; Magnoliopsida; Malpighiales; Euphorbiaceae. Gene Ontology annotation, biological process: regulation of transcription by RNA polymerase II. The record is from RefSeq and is a predicted model, not a curated record. Gene Ontology annotation, cellular component: RNA polymerase II transcription regulator complex. Bases 167 to 1528 code for a protein of 453 amino acids. The transcript has 14 exons.
ACAUCGAUCACAAACUAAAAAUUCCCUCUUUCCCUCGUUUUCUGCUCUCUCAUCUCUCGGCGCCCACUUUCCCUCAAAAACCCUCCACUCCCACCCUAAACCCCACACCACUUUCUCUCUUAGAUCUCCAUUAUCUCCGUACCCGAUUGUCUUGGGCUCACUAACCAUGUCUGGUAGUGCUCGAGCCUCCACUCACCCGCCGACUGCGGCUGCUGCGGCGGCGGCGCCUCCGGGUGGUCCGAUCCUGCCCCCACUGAGACGGCACCUCGCCUUUGCCACAAUGAAGCCUCCGUUUGUCCCUCCCGAUGAUUAUCAUCGUUUCACGUCCCCUACUACUAAUAGAGCCGCCGCUGAUCGGGAAGCUGAGGGCAUUCUCGUGAGGUCUCCCCUCUUAAAACGAAAGAGUGGCUCUGAUGAAAAUGGAGGUGACUCUAGUGAGUGGGCUAGCAGUUCUGGAUUUGGUGAUGUAUCUAAUAGUCCCUUCAGAACACCUGUGUCUGCAAAAGGGGGAAGGAAAUACAACAGAUCAAAAGCCUCAAAGGGCACUAGGUCAGGACCUCAGACCCCAGUGUCAAACAUUGAUUCUCCCUCGCCUCUUACACCAGCCGGUAGCUGCCGUUAUGACAGUUCCCUAGGUCUUCUGACAAAGAAAUUUGUCAAUCUAAUUAAGCAGGCUGAAGAUGGUAUUCUUGACCUAAACAAGGCUGCAGAAACUUUGGAGGUGCAAAAGAGACGGAUAUAUGACAUAACAAAUGUCUUGGAAGGAAUUGGUCUCAUUGAGAAGAAGCUCAAGAACAGGAUACGUUGGAAGGGUGUUGAUGCUUCAAGGCCAGGGGAGGCAGAUGGUGAUGCUUGUUCAUUACAGGCAGAAAUUGAAAAGCUUUCCAUGGAAGAGCAUGGACUAGAUGAUCAAAUAAGAGAAAUGCAGGAAAGAUUGAGAGAAUUGAGUGAAGAAGAGAACAAUCAAAAGUGGCUUUUUGUAACUGAAGAAGACAUUAAGAGCUUACCUUGUUUCCUGAAUGAAACCCUCAUAGCAAUUAAAGCUCCCCACGGAACUACCCUGGAAGUCCCUGAUCCUGCUGAGGCUGUUGAAUAUCCACAGAGGAGAUACAGGAUAAUCCUCAGAAGCACAAUGGGUCCUAUUGACGUUUAUCUUGUAAGUCAAUUUGAGGAAAGCUUUGAGGAGAUGAAUGGUGAGCCAUCUACCAGGAUCCCACAUGCUUCUAGUUCUGGAUCUAAUGAAAUCCCAGCAAAAGAGAUAAUCAAUGAGCAGAGAAUCCAGAAGAGGGAUGAACUUCAGGUGCAACAAGUUAACAAUUCUUUCCUUGAUCUUGAUGCUUCACAAGAGCUGACUGGGGGAAUGAUGAAGAUUGUUCCCUCAGAUGUUGAUAAUGAUGCAGAUUAUUGGCUUCUUUCGGAUGCUGAUGUUAGCAUUACAGAUAUCUGGAGAACAGACUCAAAUGUUGAAUGGAGUGAUUUUGAAAUCCCUGAUGUCCCCCAAGGGCACAAACCUCACCAUCUGGGAUAGGCGAAUCACCAUCUGCUGGAAACUCUACUCGGAGAUAAAUAUUGAUUUGGCUAAUGAGCUAAAACGAGAAACUCAUGUCUCUAUAAAGCAGCACAUUACAAUGCCAUCAGUUACUGCUUAAUGUGCCAAUGAGUUGCCUGUGGAGCGGAAACUGGAGAAGCAUUUUGGAAGAAGUUGACAAAUGGUAAGCUGUGAACUAGUCCUAUAUAGUAGUGUUUUGUUUUUCUGAGCUUAGAGGUCCAUCUGCAAAUAACUUGAAAAUAUGAAAAAUGAAUACCGAUUAAAAUGGAGGAAUGAUCAUUUGUGGAUUUGGAUGGUGGUAAUGGACAUGAUACACAGUUGAAUCUACAAGCUGAUCUGCUAUAAGAAGUGUUCACAAGAAGGUUGGGUAGCAAUAUCCCCUCCUUCAGAAUUGAUUUAAUUCAAUUGUAACUUCAAAUAAUUCAUUGGACUUCAAUUGUAAACAUUGCAUACCCCUUGGCUAUAGGAUUAUGGCCUUUUUUUUGGCUGAUUUGACUUUUACUUUUACUGCAUUUCAUCCUUAGGUUUUCAAUUAAAAUUUGAUGAUUGAUUGAACCUUGGAAAAUCAAUUUCUGCCUUUUUUUAAU